This is a messenger RNA of Polypterus senegalus (gray bichir), 1001 nucleotides long. Its product is annotated as pinopsin-like. Gene Ontology annotation, molecular function: G protein-coupled receptor activity. NCBI's taxonomy places the organism in Eukaryota, Metazoa, Chordata, Cladistia, Polypteriformes, Polypteridae. The record is from RefSeq and is a predicted model, not a curated record. Gene Ontology annotation, biological process: G protein-coupled receptor signaling pathway; visual perception; phototransduction. The transcript is spliced from 5 exons. Bases 28 to 996 code for a protein of 322 amino acids. Gene Ontology annotation, cellular component: photoreceptor outer segment; membrane.
CCCUACCAAGCACCACGCAGCACCUAUAUGAUGGUUGCAGCCCUCAUGGGCACAGUGGUGGUGGCUGCCACCUUCGUAAAUGGCCUGGUCAUUGUGGUGUCUGUGCGAUACAAGAAACUACGUUCGCCACUUAACUACAUCCUGGUCAACUUGGCAGUGGCGGACCUGCUGGUCACCUUCUUUGGCAGCACCAUCAGUUUUUCCAACAAUGCCAAUGGCUACUUUUUACUGGGGAAGUCUGUCUGUGAGUUUGAGGGCUUCAUGGUCUCCUUGACAGGUAUUGUAGGUCUCUGGUCACUGGCCAUUUUAGCCUUUGAACGCUACAUUGUCAUUUGCAAGCCAAUGGGAGAUUUUCGCUUCCAGCAGAAGCAUGCUGUAAUUGGAUGCACCUUCACCUGGGUAUGGUCCCUAAUAUGGACAGCACCACCUCUCUUUGGUUGGAGCAGCUAUGUCCCUGAAGGCCUGCGUACUUCUUGUGGUCCUAACUGGUACACUGGAGGGACAAACAACAACUCCUAUGUCAUGAUGCUCUUCAUUACUUGCUUUGUGAUGCCACUCAGCAUGAUCAUUUUUUCCUAUGGGAACCUUCUGGUUACACUGAGACUUGUAGCUGCCCAGCAAAAGGAAUCUGAGACCACCCAGCGGGCUGAACGGGAGGUCACCCGCAUGGUCAUUGCAAUGGUAUUGGCGUUCUUGAUUUGCUGGUUACCAUAUGCCACCUUUGCCAUGGUUGUAGCAAUUGACAAGGAUAUAGUCAUCAAUCCAACUCUAGCCUCCAUGCCCUCCUACUUCUCGAAGACAGCCACAGUCUACAACCCCAUUAUCUACGUGUUCAUGAAUAAACAGUUCCGUAAUUGCAUGCUGACUAUGAUGUGUUGUGGCCGCAAUCCUUUUGCUACAGAAGAGGAGACUUCAUCUUCUGCUUCCAGUACAGCAGGACGCACUGAGGUUGUCUCUGUUUCUUCAGGGGCUGGGACCAAAGUCAGCCCAGCCUAACUCAC